This is a messenger RNA of Caenorhabditis remanei, 798 nucleotides long. RefSeq lists its product as uncharacterized. The transcript has 4 exons. Lineage: Eukaryota; Metazoa; Nematoda; Chromadorea; Rhabditida; Rhabditidae. The record is from RefSeq and is a predicted model, not a curated record. The coding region runs from base 1 to 798 and encodes 265 amino acids.
AUGACUCAAACCGACUACAUAGAAUCUCACGAGCAAAUAAAAGAUACCCAAAUAGGGUACUGUAGAUAUGGGCAUGGACCAAACUACAUUCUGGCUAUUUGUGGAGCAGUUGGGUGCUAUAAAAAAGAUUGGCCCUUGAAAGUUCUCUCUCAUUUCCCACCAGACCUAGUCACGAUUAUUGGAAUCGACCCACCUGGAUACGGAACUUCGAGACCACCAGAGAGAAAACAAGAAGUUCAAAGAUGUAUGAAAGAUUCUGAGUAUUGUCUGGGAUUGAUGGAGACUCUCAAUCUAGAACCGUUCACUGUAAUGGGAUGGUCGGAAGGUGCCAGAACAACUGUUCAUGUAGCAGCUAAAGGAAAAGAAAAAGUCAAUAGAAUGAUUGUAUUGGCAGGGGCAACAAAAGUGAACCAUUUGGGGGCCAUGGCUUUCAAAGGAAUGCGUGAAACUAAUCAUUGGCUUCCGGCUGGUCGUCAACCAUAUCUCGAUCAUUAUCCAGAAGCAUUUUUGAGAACUCAAUGGGCCGCUCUUUGUGAUGUCGUUGAUCAAGUGCAUACAUUCAUGGGUGGUCGUUUUCCGUGUGAUCUUGUCUUGCCACAAGUAAAGUGCCCAACAUUAAUCAUGAAUGGAGGCAUGGAUCGUUUCUGCGGUGACCCAAAUGUCUGUUUCAUCCCUGUUUUGAAAUCGCUUGCCAAAGUAGAAAUUCAUGCGCAAGGAAACCACGACUUCUACCAAAAAUAUCCUAAAUGGUUCUCAGCUAAAGUUUUGGAAUUUUUGAAGACCUCUGAGCAGAAAUAA